Molecule: messenger RNA, 1776 nt
Organism: Daldinia childiae
Lineage: Eukaryota; Fungi; Ascomycota; Sordariomycetes; Xylariales; Hypoxylaceae
Product: Siderophore iron transporter mirB
Exons: 3
Coding region: 1-1776 (591 amino acids)
Biological process (GO): transmembrane transport
Molecular function (GO): transmembrane transporter activity
Source: RefSeq, a predicted model, not a curated record
AUGAGAGGUCCGCUCGCUCGGUUCGCCCGCCCUACUGAGGUGCCGGUGGAGGAGAAAUCCCACCCAGCGAACGAUAAGGAAGCUGGCGUCGUCGAUAGCCAACCCCGGAAUAGUGAGAUUGAUACCGAUGUCGACGCCAUCGACACUAGUGCUCAGGCCGGUGUUCAGAAAAUCGAGGCCACAACCAAGGUCUGGACUAUGUCUAAUCUCAUAUUAGCUUAUGUCUUCAUCUGGAUUAUCUACUUUGUCGACUCUAUGCAACAGGGCAUGGGGUCUCUUUUGACCCCCUAUGUUACUAGCUCGUUUGCCCUCCAUUCGUUGACUGCCACGACGGGCGUCAUGUCUGGUAUCAUUGGCGGUGUUUCGAAGCUCACUCUAGCGAAAAUAUUGGAUAUCUGGGGUCGGCCUCAAGGUUUCCUAGUCGUAGUUCUUCUAAUGACCGUUGGACUUGUCAUGAUGGCAGCAUGCAACAACGUCGAGACUUAUGCAGCUGCACAGGUAUUCUAUUGGGUUGGAUACAAUGGAGUCAGUUACUCCCUCUCUGUUUUCAUCGCCGAUACUUCACACCUGAAGAACCGAGCCCUAAUGUUGGCGUUCGUUUCGUCUCCCUAUAUUAUAACCGUAUGGAUUACCGCUCCCAUGGCCGACAGCAUCCUAUAUGGUAUUGGUUGGAGAUGGGGAUUCGGAAUUUUCUCCAUCAUUACUCCGAUCAUGUGCCUUCCUCUAUUCUUCUUGUUUACUUGGAACUACCAAAAGGCAAAGAAGGCUGGAUUGAUUAUUUAUACCCCGAGCGGCCGCACAACAUGGGAAUCGAUCAAAUAUUACUUCUGGCAGUUUGACGUUAUUUGUCUUAUUCUUCUUACGGGUGGCUUUGCACUCUUCCUGCUUCCUUUCAAUAUCUACUCUUAUCAGUACUAUGGCUGGAAGGACCCCUUGGUCAUUUGCUUGAUCAUAUUCGGUGGGCUGCUUCUCAUCGGAGCUGUGGUCUGGGAAAGAUUCUUUGCACCAGUCAAGUUUAUGCCUUGGGAGCUCCUCAAAGAUCGAACCGUCCUUGGAGCUUGUAUUCUCGCCGCUGUUCUGUUUGUUGAAUAUUACAUCUGGACUGCCUACUUCAGCUCCUUCCUCCAGGUUGUCCUCAACCUGGAUGUAACCCAAACUGGUUAUAUCGGCAAUAUCUACAGUCUUGGAUCGUGCUUCUUUUCCUUCAUAGUGGGCAUUCUAAUCCGCUGGACUGGUCGUUUCAAGUGGAUUACCCUAUACUUCGGUGUACCGGUCACAAUUCUCAGCAUCGGCCUACUCAUUCACUUCCGACAGCCUGGUACUCACAUUGGUUGGAUUAUCAUGUGCGAGAUCCUAUAUGCCUUUGCCGGUGGUGCCUGCGUUAUUUGCGAGCAAAUGGCCGUCAUGGCUGCUGCAGCUCACCAACACGUCGCCGUUGUCCUCGCCAUGGAGGGUAUGUUUAGUAGCGUCGGUGGUGCUAUUGGAGGCACUGUUUCCGCCGCCAUCUGGACAGGUGUUUUCCCCAAGGCACUGGCCAAGUACUUGCCUGCGGAGUCUCAGGCAAAUCUUACGGAUAUCUACGGCCAACUUCCAGUUCAGCUCUCAUACCCUGUUGGCUCGCCGACUAGGGAUGCCAUUAUUCUAGCCUACGGCGAUGGCCUAAGGUGGAUGUUCGUCGCUGCUACGGCCAUUACUGUGCUAGGCCUUGUUUCUGUCGCCUUCUGGCGGGAUAUCAAAGUCAAGGACUUCAAGCAGGUCAAGGGUCGUGUAAUUUAA